Molecule: messenger RNA, 1424 nt
Organism: Ochotona curzoniae (black-lipped pika)
Lineage: Eukaryota; Metazoa; Chordata; Mammalia; Lagomorpha; Ochotonidae
Exons: 9
Coding region: 364-1344 (326 amino acids)
Biological process (GO): regulation of signal transduction
Molecular function (GO): protein phosphatase inhibitor activity
Source: RefSeq, a predicted model, not a curated record
UUCGGCGGGGAGUCUCCGGGCAGGACCAUCAGGGCCAGAACAGUCGAGGCAGGCUCUCAGCAUCCUCAGCCCCCCGGGACCUUUGUCGUGUACAGUCCCGAGUCAAGGCGGCCCUUGUCGGGGGGAAGGGGCCUCAGUUCUGGGGCCGGUCAGCACCCUGGGAAGGUGCCAGGCCACAGAUGUGCCCUCUGUGUGGCGGGGUAUCCCGUCCCCCAGCCUGGAACUAGUGCAUCCCGCCCGGGGCCCGGGAACCCCGCGGUGCACAGUUCAGAAAGCAGUUCGUGCUCAGGAUCGACUUACUUGCACUCUGAAGACUUGAAUGUGGACCAACACCGGGGCAUUCUGAAAGUCAGCCCCUACUUGAUGAGAUCUCCCAGUUCAGAGAAAAAGGCCCAGCACUGGGAUGAAAUGAACAUCCGGGCCACCUACCACCCUGCUGACAAGGACUAUGGCUUCAUGAAGGUGGACGAGCCCAGCACUCCCUAUCGCAGGGAAGACAGCGAUGAGAACCUGGCUGCGGGGUCCUCCCCUAAGGUGACCCCUGAUAUGCUGGAGCAGAGGUUUGCAACAAUGGACAAUUUGCUCCCCAAGGUCCUCCAGUAUGGUGAUAACAGGAGCCCAGGGCCUGCUGAUGAUGUUUCCAAGCCAUACUCCAAGGACUUUGCCCAGCAACGCAAGAUGCACUACAGUGAAGGCAAGGCUUUAAAGCCUCAGAAAAACCUGCCCUUGGAGGACAACAUGGCCGGCCAGGGGCCCAGUGCCAAUGUCAGCAGCAGUGGACAUCAGGUGACACUGAGCCCAGAGCCCCUACCUUUGCAGAGAAGCGAGGCAGCAGAGCAAGCCAGCAUUGGGGUUAAAGGCUACUCUACCUGUGGAAAUCGGUCAGUCCCAGCUUCGGGUCCUGUGACUAUGGAGCAGGGGAUGGGUCCAAGACGCAAGGAGUAUUUCAGCCAAAGAAGAUACUUGAGAUCUGACUUCCAUCCAGAGCUUGACAUGGAAGACGAGCAGCAGGACAGCUCAACAGGCAUGAUCAGGCAGAGGGAGAGCCCCCUAAGCACUGAGGUUCGCCUGCUGGAUUCUACAAGCAGUUCCUUAAGUGAUCGCCAGCCCGAGGAUUCCCUGACCAUGAUGGUGAUAUCUUCCCAGUCAGGAAUCACCACAUCAUCCCAGGAGAGAAGGUCACAAGUACCAGACUGGGUUCAAUGGCCUGGGGCCCAGGAGCUGAGCCCUCAAAGCCCGGGGAGCUCCAAGAAGGAACGCGGAAGCCACUUGGACCCCUCCAGCCACAGAAGGCAUAAAUAUGAAACUGCACGGAUUCAUUGGACCCAGAAGGAAGAGAUCUGAUGGCGGAAAGCAUGGCUGUCUGGGGGUGGGGUGCACCCCCUCAUCCCGCCCCAGCCCAGGGUAGAUAAUAAAGAGCAGAG